GAUGAAACUUUCAUUAUUCUUAUUUAAAGUUUUCAAUUGAAGAUGGUUUGCGUAAUCAAAAUUCUUUAAUAGUCUAAAUAAACCAAAAAAAUGUAAUAAAUAUGAUUCGAGGUAAAAAAUUAAGAAACCUUUUUGAGUUUAGUGUACGUCAAAUGUGUUCGAAAAAAAAUAAUAACACAGAAGAUCUUUUAAACAAAAACAGUCAGAUUCAAGAAAAUCAAAAGUCACAAGAACUGCCUGAUGAACCCACCAACUGUUGUAUGAGCGGAUGUGAAAACUGUGUUUGGAUUCAAUAUGCUAAGGAGCUUACAGAUAUGUACAAAGAUAGUGGUGAAACAGCCAGAAAGACGAUUCUUCAAAAAAUAAAAGAACCUUCAAUGCAAAUUUUUAUCCAAAUGGAGCUUAGAGAUAUAGACAAGAAAAAAACAAUUUUUGAUUCAAUUCAAACAAAGUCCCCGAAAACUAAAAAAGAUUAGGAAAAAAAUGUUUUGUUUAUUAAAUGAUCAUAAGAAAGAAAAAUUAACAUUUUUUAUUGGAUGAUAAGCUUUUGGGCUCUAUAAUUAAUAAGUAAUAAUAAGUAGAAAAAAAAUAAAUUGGAUAUUAAAUUCUUAUUGAACUGGAACGAACUGAAUUAAUCUCUUGAUUCGUCUUAAAAGUGCAUCCAUAAAUCCUUUAUCGUUUGAAAACUGAUCCUGUGUAGUGGCUAAAAUUUGCUUUGAAAAUGUUUCAUUGAAGAUGUUUACGAGAUAAAGUUUAAGAUUUCCAAUAUCAUCACUUGUAACUUUGAUGUUGUUUACGGUGUUCAUCAAUUGACCGCUGCUAGAAGAAAAGCCAUUAAAUUGAACUGUCGGUGAGAUUGAACGAAGCAUAUAAUAAUCUAAAUGUGUCCAAAGCAGAUAUAAACAGUUUUCUGUUAUAAACGCACUGAGCUUAAGACUUUGCAAUUUCUCGUAUAAUUUAUCGGACAAAAACUUAUUUUGAUAAGUUGAAGUUGCAUUGAGAGUUAUGUUUGAAAGAAUGUUCUUCUGUCUAACUAAUUCAUCGUAUGUCAACUUUUCCGAUUGAUAAAAUUCCACCGAAUGUUUCAAUUGCAUCACAACGAGAUUUAAUUCGGGAGAUGUUUCAAUUGUUCCAGAAUCACCUCCGUGAAAAUGUUCAUUCCUUACAGAAAAUAAAACUUUUGUGGCUCGAUGAUCAACAGAAUAAUUGGCAAUGCAAUUGCGGGCAUAGAAUGUAAUGUUUGCAGCAAUUUGAAGUCGAGCUUUUUUCGUUUCAACCCACUGCUUUUCAAUUUCACUAAGAUGUUCAUGACCAUCGACAUCCAUUUGAGAAUUUAAUGAAGUGCUCUCAUUAGAUUUAUUACUAAGUUCCUUAACCAAAAAUCGCGGGAACAAAGUCAUCAUUAAUUUCUGCAGUCGAAAAAGUUGAGCUCCCAUAUCACUGCUUCCACGUGGAUCAAUCAUUUCACUUAUAUUUUGAUUUGCAACUCUAGCAAUUAAACCAGUUAGUGCAGAAAGUUCUUGAAGAAGUCCAAGACUCAUCUGUGGUGUUCCUGCUCGUAAAACUAUUUCAAUUGUGUCAGCAUGUGAUAGUAGAAAAUGUGUGAUUUGAGUAAUGACGGAUUGAUUUUCUGGUCCCAAUGUCAGAAGAAUGACAUCGCAAAGAUUCAAUGCUGGAAAGAGAAUUUGUUGAUAACGAGUUUCGAUUGAAGGGAUGAAAGAAUUAUUUUCCAUCAUGUUGCUGCCAGUUGUCAUUUUAAAAUCUGGAUGAAGAUCAAAAACCUUCAUUUGUGAUAAAAUGCUAAUGACACGAUGUUCAAGAAGCAAUUCGGCUCCAAUGUAAGAUCCUCCGAAACGACUAAGCAUUGUCAUUUUUGAUUCGUAGACAUACAAAGCUUUCAAGCUGACAGGCUGAUUGUCUAAUAUGUGACACAACUUUUGAUCAGCUUUAAGUAAACUGUCAAUGAUGUUAGACAAAUAUCCUCGUGAUGAAACAAAAUGAAUGCAAUGCGUCAUCGUAUCGAUAUCCAGAAGUAAAUCUAUGCAAGAAAGUGCCAACAUUUUGACUACGUCAUGACCUCCCGUGCAAUCAUGACAUAAAAUGUCAGUCAAUUUAUCGCCAAAAGAAUUAAGAAUUUCUGAAGCCAUUUCAAUUUGACUGUUAACGUCAUCAUCGUCAUCAUCAAGCUUUUCAUUUCGUUUCAUAAUUGUUCUGUCUAAUCGUGAAACAUAAAAAUCUUUCUUCUGAUCAUCAAAUUGAACUAGUUUUUGACUUUGACUGUCGCCUUUAAUGAUGUAAAUGAAAUUUAACAAAGCUGCAUAAAGAUUCAUCCGCAACUUUUGACUUCCUGCUCCACUCACAAUAAUCCACUCGAUUAUGUUACGAAAAAUGUACUUCAGAUGUAAAGUAUUCGAUUUUGGAGAAGAUCCAAUGUUGUCGAGAGUGAAAUUUAGAUUUGAUGGCGAUUUAUUUAAGAAUGAUGCAUUUUCGUUCGAGGAUAACUUCUUUCCAAAACAAGAUCUUAAAUUCAUCAGUAACAACAGAACAGUUGACGAUGCGAUGUUUGAUAAAUCAGGAAAAACGUGCGACACUUGAGCUGGCACUAAAUAUUUCAAAAGGCAUUGAAGAAUUUCAAUGAUUAAAUGUUGCUUUACAUCCGAAUUGAAAUAAAAAGAUGGAUUGACGCUGAAUAUAAUUUCAGUGACUUGACUCCAAGCUUCAAGAAACAUUGCAUUUGCUGCUGUUGAUAUUUUUUGUU
This is a messenger RNA of Clunio marinus, 2758 nucleotides long. The record is from the annotation of a GenBank genome assembly. Lineage: Eukaryota; Metazoa; Arthropoda; Insecta; Diptera; Chironomidae.